CCUCUAUUAUGCUUAAAAUGCCUCCUGGUUCACUUAAUUCAGGUUUCAACAGUUUUCUUUUAAGGGGUUUAUGUUGUUGAUUGAAUAGUAAUACACACAUACAUGAAACAGAACAGUAGGGAUGUCACACAGAACUAAGGAACAUUCUAAUUCUAGCAUUCCCUAACAAGCUUAUAUAUGAACCUUAGAGCCUAACACCUAUCAGUCACACACACGGAUCUCUUUGAGAGAAGUACUAACAGUUUCCACUCGUGAACAAUUUACUGUAGUUGCGUUUUUUACUUGCGAACAAAUUCUCUGCAGUUGUCUUUUGUACUUGUACACAAUUCACUGCAGUUUUGGGUUUUUUUUGGACGCUAUGGCGAACCAAGGAAAAUCAAACAUCUUCCACCACUUUCAGAUGUGGAGCCAGAGAAUCAGCGAUGAUGGUGGUCAAAUUGAGAGCCAGAAUGGACAGAAGACCUCCAAUGGCUUCACCACCGAGUCCUCGAUCCUGGACAAAGAACGGGCAGGAAGGGCUGCCUUAACUCUCCAUGCAGAAGGCCUGUGCGCUGUGGAGAAAGCCCUUAAGGAUGCGGUACUGGAGAGACUGGGACUCUCCGUCCAGGACAUCCCCCUGCCGUCACCUCAACCACCAACAACUUUGCCCUUAAGAAGCACCAAAUCCCCUUGGCAAAGAAGGAGGCUCGCCCCUCUUGUAGGUGUCACUCGUUUGCAUGUGGAGGACAUCACCAAAUGCCAGAGGAGUCCCACAAGUUUGGAUGAUGAGGAGGACGACUCCUUCUGGGACAAGGUGUUUCUCGGCGGCCAGAUGGCUGCAUGUGCAAUUAAAGAGGCUCAAAUGGCAGAGAGAGAGGCGAGCCCUACUGCUUCCCUCAGGUCUGUUGAUACCUGUACACCCACUGAGCUGAGGGCCAUUCCUCUGAUUGAGGAUAUCCCAAUCAGACCAACUCCUCCUCCUACUCCUCGAGCACUUCCACCGCUCAGGAGAAGAACAUCUCGUCUGCCUGUGCUUACUGGCAAAUUCAUUGGAUCCCCAGCUGCUCCCAAGAGGAGUCCUGCACCAGCUCCCGAGAUGGGCCCUGCACAUGCUCCCAAGAGGACCGUAGCAGUGGCACCUGAGAGGACCCCUACACAACCUUGUAGGAGGACACAAGCAGAGACCCCUUUGUCCCCAACCCCUCCACCAGUUCCCCCGACCCAGAAAAGAGGAACUCGGCCUGGGUUAAACCUGCGUUCUAUAAAAGUUGUCAGUGGAGCUGGCAAGAGGACAGCACAAGACUGCAGCCCUCAGACUAAGAAUGACAGAAAGGUGAAAAGGGUUGAACUGCAGCCAUUGACCAACCCUAUGGACGGCCUGUCGUCCUGCUUUAAGCUGCUCUCCUCCGAUGACUGGGAGAGGGAAAUUGAUGGCCUGAAAAUUAUUCAAGCUCUGGCACAGCACCACUCAGAGAUCCUGAAGACCAAACUUCAUGAGGUGUGUUUGGUCCUCAUUGAGCAGGUGAAAAAUUUGCGCUCUGCAGUUGCCUGUGCAGCGAUGAACACUGUUGCUGAGCUGUACAUUCACCUCAAAAAGGCCAUGGACCCAGAGGUGGAAGGCACGGGCCGAGCCUUGCUGCUGAAACUGGCAGCGUCAACAAACGCCUUUAUCCAGCAGCAGGCCAAUCUUGCACUGGAUGCCAUGGUGGGAAACUGCAGCCACGGUCGCAUCCUGAGUGUUCUGCUGAACACAGGGCUAAAUCACCGUUGUGUUGCAGUCAGAGGCAGCAUGGCACAACACAUGCACCAGCUGGCAGACAACCUCGGAGCAAGACGUAUCCUGACAGCAGGAAGGACAUUCACUGAACGCUUCCUUCUUGCUUUGUCCAAGAUGUGUGUUGAUGGUGCUCCAGAAGUCAGACACCAUGGACAAACAGUUCUCCUACAACUGGCCCAAAACGAGGACUUCCUGAACAUGUGGACAAAGAUUGUCCCAGAAAAAGAGAGAAGAUCUUUAAAUAAGAUCUUCAAAAAGGUCAAAUAA
Messenger RNA from Plectropomus leopardus (leopard coralgrouper), 2023 nucleotides. RefSeq lists its product as uncharacterized. The record is from RefSeq and is a predicted model, not a curated record. Gene Ontology annotation, cellular component: cytoplasmic microtubule. Gene Ontology annotation, molecular function: microtubule binding. Lineage: Eukaryota; Metazoa; Chordata; Actinopteri; Perciformes; Serranidae. Gene Ontology annotation, biological process: microtubule cytoskeleton organization.